Scatophagus argus is the source of this 5647-nucleotide messenger RNA. Its product is annotated as RNA-binding protein MEX3B-like. Lineage: Eukaryota; Metazoa; Chordata; Actinopteri; Scatophagidae. Bases 216 to 2273 code for a protein of 685 amino acids. The record is from RefSeq and is a predicted model, not a curated record. Gene Ontology annotation, molecular function: RNA binding. The transcript is spliced from 5 exons.
GAGGAGAAAAAGAAGAAGAAGAAGAAAAGAAGAAGAGGAGGAGGAGGGGGAGGAGAUUACAUUGUGGGGAGGGCUGCAUGGAGAGCUGGAAAGACAAAACAAAGCCACACAUUUCAACCAACAAGCGCUGGUCGCUGUUUUGUUAACCAGGACAAAUUCAAUCAGUUAUUUGCAUCGAUUACUAUUUAAGGGCAAUAUUAUAAAAGCUUUGCAUCAUGCCAAGUAGCACGUCUUUGCUGGAGGCCGACGAGGGAGAGUCCGAGGUCCCGCCGCCACCAGUGCACGCUUUCGCCGGUAUGGGCCUUGAGGACCACCAGGGCACCCAGAGCCAGACCCCCGAACAAACAGACGAGAGCCUCUCCUUUCACCACCACCAUCUCCCCACGGUUCCCCAUUUUAGCCUCCUCGGUACGGUGCUAGACUUGAAGCCUCUGCCUCUGCAACGGUCGCCCUCGGGAGAUGAAGUGCACAUAACAGCAGCACCCGAGGACGAGGAGCCAGAAGUUGUAGCCGACUCAUCGAGCUGCACAGGUAGCUCCUUGCUAGCGCAGGCCCACCUUCACCGACACCUUCCAUCGGGGCCGGGUGGCUCCGUAAUGCCGUCCGCGAUGGAGCCGCCGCACAUCGAGACGGUCUUAUUGUACAGCGGUGACGAGCGGGAUGAUAAUGUGGUCGGCGGCAGCGCCCUACCACCGACCAGCGGCAUGGCGAUGGUACCGUCCAACGUGUACGGGGAGUUGGGCUACGAGGCCGAGUCUUCGCUGUUGAGUCGACCGAAGAGCGUCAACACCACAGAGUGUGUGGCUGUGCCGAGCUCCGAGCACGUCGCAGAGAUUGUCGGCAGGCAGGGUUGUAAGAUUAAGGCACUUCGAGCCAAGACCAAUACCUACAUUAAAACACCAGUGAGGGGAGAGCAGCCGGUCUUUCUUGUGACAGGACGUAAAGAAGAUGUGGCCAUGGCUAAGAGGGAGAUCCUGUCUGCAGCCGAGCACUUCUCUCUCAUCAGAGCCUCUCGAAACAAGACGGGCCCCCUGUCUGCUGCAACUGGUCCAGGGACCCCCUCCCUUCCUGGACAGACGACCAUUCAGGUGCGGGUACCAUAUCGUGUUGUAGGGCUCGUCGUGGGUCCCAAAGGAGCAACCAUCAAACGGAUUCAGCAACAGACCCACACCUACAUUGUGACACCGAGUCGUGACAAAGAGCCGGUGUUUGAGGUCACUGGGAUGCCAGAGAACGUGGAUCGUGCGAGGGAAGAGAUAGAGGCACACAUUGCGCUCCGCACAGGAACCUGCGGCGGCAUUGAGGCUCCUGGUGUAGACAACAAUGACUUUCAAUUCAACGGCACAGAUGUCAGCUUUGACAGUUCUGCAAUGCCAGUAGGGCUGGGGGAGGCUGGGUGGCUUCAUGCCGGUGCAUCAUCACCGGGUGGUGGCCUGCUGCCAGUGAGCAUCAACGGUACUCAGAGAAUAAAUAGCAAUAUUAACAGUGGUGUCAGGAUGUCUUCCACCUACCGCAAUGACAGCUCCAGUUCCCUGGGCAGCGGCUCCAGCUCAGCCGACUCUUUCCACGGCAGCGGGAAUGGUAACCGGAUGGGAGACUUUAGCCCGACCUGUGUUUUUAAUGCCAAUGCUAACAACAACAACAACAGCAAUAGUGGCAGUUUCUGGUUCGGCGAGAGCCUUCUUUCGAUGGGGUCUGAGGAGCUGGUCAGCCUGGGGGGAGGAGGAGGUGGCUCCUCAUCUGGAUUUGACCCAUUAACCAUCUCGACUGCUCAAGUAUCGCACCCUGGUGCUCAGCCACAAAUCUGGAGCCCCUUUCUGGACCACCAACCCCUUCAGGCAUUUGAUGCUCGUCAAUCUCAGACCAGUCAGCCAGGGACGCCCCGACUGUCUCCAACCUUCCCUGGGACAGAAGCCUUGGAGCACCCUCAGGCCCAGCGUGUUCAGCGAGGACCUCUUGGCUCAGUUGCAACCCUGGAUGCCCACAGAUUCCCCUCUUACAACUCGGCCUUCUCCUCAUCCAGUGAAAGCACUGCCUCCUCUUCCUCUCCUCCUGAAUCCUCCCUCUCCUAUCGACCGGGGCUGGGAUCAGCAGUGAGAGGACAGGAGAUAUGCAUCCACUGUAUGGAUAACCAGGUGAUCGCUGCUUUGGUUCCCUGCGGCCAUAACCUCUUCUGUCUAGAUUGUGCCACUCACAUAUGCCAGGGUCCAGACGCUGUCUGCCCGGUGUGCCUGUCCUCAGUCACACAGGCCAUUCAGCUCCGCAAUAUGUGAUUUUAAUUCCUUUACUUUGAUGGCUGACGAGGAUUCAACCUCCUCAACACUUCCAACUCAUUACAUGUGUGGGGAGAUUACAAAACUGACCCCAAAUCAGUGUCUAGAUUUGUCCUUGGCUCGGUUUUGUGCAUACCGGUGUUUGGUUGACAAAGGUGAGGAAGAAUAGGUGAAUAAGGAAUGAUCUGUAUUUUGGGCAUGGGUUAGGGUGUUCAGCCCGUUCAUGUGCCUGUUAUUGUGAAGUCUUCUUCCUUGAUUGAUUAAUUGAUUGAUCAAUGGGAGGGUUGGAAACCCUCUGUGUAGCAUUGGGUGGGGCGGGAUAUGCUCAUGAUUUUUGAUUUUUGUUUUCCUCUCCCUGAAUUAUUUACUUUAUCUUUUUUAAUUUACAGUUUCUGCUUUCCGAUAUUUUAUUACUUUUUUUAAAAAUGUACUUUGAAUUCUGUUAGAUACAUUAUGUCGGCUUAAGUUUUCUUUUGUCUACAUCUCAAAAUUUUUAUCCUUUUUUUUUUUUUUUUUUUAAAAAAUAUUAUUUUUGCUGCUAGAGUUGUUUUUAUGUGCUGAAAUAAGGCUCAGCCCCUUUUCCUCUAUUAUUAUGCUCAUAGUGGGAAACUGAGGAAAAGGACAAGAGGUGAGCAUGUUUACAUGAGUCCCACAUAUGAAUAUGUAUAAAUUGAGAGUAUAUUAAUAUGGUUACCACAGAAUUCGAAAUAUUAUUAGGCUAGCGACGUGUAUCUGUGCCACUCUAAAUAAGAUUUGAUGUUUACAUACUCUUAUUUCAUCAAUUGGAAUUUUUGAGCAUUGCUGAUCUUAACUACAUAUUGAUACACGCGUUUGAGAUCUCACACUCCACCAGGAACCUGUUGUUGCCUCGGGUUUCUUUCCCAGUUUAAACCCAACAAAGCGGACGGCUUCUUUUUUAAUUUUUUUGUGUUUUUUUUUUUUAGAGCAGUAGGAUGUUACACAACUUUGGUAUUGCCACGUUGCUUUCAACUUAUACUUUAAAAAAUGUUUACGGUAAACUUGUGCCUAAUUCCGUUCUGAGUAAACAAAAGAAACAACUGGUUCAGCGGACACACAGUGUUGCUCUGUCUUAAAACAAACUCGUGGCCUUUUUGGAAAGCCUGUAAUUAACUGACAACACAAUCUGCAAAUCCAGAUUUUGGCUCAAAAAGAUCACAAGCUGACAGACUGAGGUCUUAAAGUAUUUGUAGAAGUUCAAUCUCUUAAAUGAAAAUCUUCAGUGAUCUUUAUCACUGGGGUGUUUUCUUGUUUUCCAUCUUGUUGAGCCUUGUCGAGUAUCUACCACCCACUACUUUCUUUUUAAGCGCCAAACACUCCCUUUUGGUUAAUUUCUUUUUUCCACAUUUUUUUUCCUUCUUCUUUUUUUUUUUUUUUUUUUUUUUUUUGGAAACCAUGUAUUGGUUUUUAGCUACAAAGAUAUGCACAGCUUGUACCUUUGGUAACAUUCCUUUUCCCCUUUAUUGCAGACACUUAGUAGAUGGUUGAAGUAUGGCUACUUAUUAGUUAAACCUCACCUGGGAGCCAAAAGAGCUGAUACUGAACUAUGAAGACAGCUGUAAUCUGGAACAAAUCCCCGUACUGUACAGACAACCUGCCGACUUGUAGGUCAUCUCAGAAGUGUCUUUCUUUCACUUCAGCUGCUCCCACCCUGUCUCGUCUCAGCCAUUUUGUUUCCUCAUUGGUAAACAGUCGGCAACAUAAUUCCAUUGGGAUGCAAAAUAUUGAGACGGAGGACUCCCGUUUUGAUCCCAUGUCUCGUCUACCAGGACUAUGCAAGAAUAGUCUCAGUAUGGUAACUACUCGAGGAAGCACUAGAUAAAUUUAAGUCCUCGAGUUUUAAUUACUGAGCUCAAACAAUCUUGGGCUUAAACUCGUAGACAGACAUACACCUUUUGUUUUUUUGUUUUUGCUACAUUUCAGCUGGGGUCAGCUCUCAUUACCUGCUGUAAUGCACUGAUGAUUUUUUUUCAUUUGGUACACACUUUGAUUUUCAUGUUCCAUCAGCUCAUUCGCUGUUGACCUGUGCCCUACAAAGCGACAAAGCACAGACUUCUCCAAUAUCUUAUCAUACUUUUGAUUAGAUGUGACCCCAAUCGCAUUGUUUCACACGCAUCUGUCAGUUCCUCAGCCUGGAAAGUGAAAAAAAUGGUACAAAUGGGUGGAAAUCAUCUCAAAACUUAGCUUUAAACACCAGUGUCUCUAGACUUUGUUUUUACAGGACUGAAUGACGUUUCAAAGGGGAAACAGCUGGAAUGACUUCAUCUCAGAUUGUGCUGACACUACAUAAGGUCAAUACUGUUGCUUUACUGCGUGGACAUUGGACUGCAGACCCUCUAGCAUUCCAGCUGUAAACAAUAUUUGGGAGUUUUUCCACCGCUUAGCUCUGUUUCCCAAAUAUCGCCUGUGUCAAGGAUGAUCGAGCUGUCUUGAGGAAAUGGAACCAAACAAAUCCCAAAAGUGCAAAAACAAAAAACCCCUCUGCAUCUGUCCUCUCGGGUCUUCUCUCCGUCCUUUCAUUUGACUCGUCUCAGAUCGACAAAGGGUCGAUCUUUCUUGGCUCUGUUUCUCCCCCUGAGGGAAUGCAAUACACCGUCGGCCCUCAGUUUAUCGACAUGAAUCUAUUGACAUUUUUGUGUUAUGUAUUCUAUAAUAUUACUAUUAAUGACUGAUAAAUAUACAGAAUUAUUUUUAUUUUGUUACAUUUCAUAUAUAUCUAUACAUAAAUAUAUCUAUAUUAAAAUGUUUACAGUAAGAUUUUAAUUUUUUUUUUUUUUAAACUUUUCUCUGAGUGAUUAAGUGAAUGAAGAGUGGAAAAUCCUGAAAUGUUGCAGGAGGGUGUCAACGCUAUCUGCUUGUAGUUUAGUUAUUAGUUUACAGUAUUGAUGAUAAUAGUAUUGAUAGCUGCCGUUUAGCCUAGUGGAGGUUGGAAUGUGCAUCACAAGCAUGUCUUCAUAAUGUACCGGCAAUGUAAAACGUCACAACUGCAACUGUAAAAAGGCCAAGGAUUCAAGCUGCCUGUUAUGUCUGUACGCCACCAAAUUAAGAACGGUAUACUGUAAAAUGUAUCUUAGAUUAUCUAUAUAUAAAUACAUACGUAUAUUGUUAAGUUGUACGAACAGUUCAAAGUAUUUGCUAAUUUUACUACACUUUUGUUUUGUAUAUGUAGGAGGAGUCUUAUCGCAUAUAAAUUCUUCAAACUGAGUCAGGAGUUUAAAAGCAGAUUAUAUUUUAUAAUGGCCUUUUAAGUUAUUGCGGCCAAAGCACUGAUAUUAUAUAUUUGCUGUAAAGAGAAUUUAAGAGUUUUAUUUUUCUGAUAUUAAAGUUACUUAAUAAAGACGGUUUCAUUUAAAGCC